AUGCUGCGCCGCGUCUCCACUCUGUGCGCGCUGCGCCAACGCGCAGGCGUCACUGCCAUGGCCGUCGCCGGCGGCCUCUCUGCCAACACGAGCCCGUUUGCCUCCCAGGCAUCCCCCCUGCAGCAGGCACGCUGGGCCUCCUCAGAUGCUGCGGCACCCACGAGCAACAACGCACACCGCACCAACAACAGAAAUAGCAAUGUGCAGAGUCAGCGAGGGCGGCGCGACACGAUGCCGCCGGCCUUCGACAUUGUGCACUGGAACGACGAGGACAUCGCUGCAGGCCACCUGCUGCGCGUGGUGCACCGCGACGGCUUCAUCGUUCUGGACUACCACCGGCAGCGUUCUGUCACCGUCGAACUUCGUGAGGAUGGCAGUCGCGCGGCGAACCCGAACCGCGCGGAGAGGGUGGUGACCGUGACGCUGCCGCCCGUGUACGUGGCGCGCUUCCUCGGGGUGCUGGAGGGGCGCAUGAGCAAGCUGGAGGUGCAGUCGCGCUUCACAAACGCAUCUUUUAUGCCGAAUACAGCGAAGGGAAAGCAUCACUACACUCUUCACUGCACGUCCAUGAAGCCGACCACUGGCCAGAUCCAGACGGUGGACGGCGCCGACGUGCAUGAGGAGACGGUGGAGUGGACGGUUGAGUUCGACGCGGCGGAGUCAUUGAUGCUGCACCGCUUUCUCACGCAGGCCCUCCAUUACAACACCGGCUUUUCCCGCAAAGUGUAG
Leishmania mexicana MHOM/GT/2001/U1103 is the source of this 729-nucleotide messenger RNA. Its product is annotated as MRP2, gBP25. Gene Ontology annotation, molecular function: DNA binding. Gene Ontology annotation, biological process: regulation of DNA-templated transcription. Lineage: Eukaryota; Euglenozoa; Kinetoplastea; Trypanosomatida; Trypanosomatidae. The coding region runs from base 1 to 729 and encodes 242 amino acids. The record is from RefSeq and is a predicted model, not a curated record. The transcript has a single exon.